UGAUGGUGGAGGUAGCCGCGGCCUUCGCUCAGGUAAAAAGGGACGAAGCGAUGCAUACUGAAGACAACUUCCCUUUUGCGUAGUUCUCUCCAGUUUUUACACGCUCCGGAAAAGGAGCCAUCUAACGGGAGGAGGCCAGCUACCCUUUGCAGCCCUACUCUAAGACCUGGCCCUGGGGAGUGCAAGGACGGACGGAGAUCGGCCGACUCUUCCUGCUCGAGAGUGGGAUGGCCGCGCCUGUCAGGCUUGGGUGGCUGGGGCGGGGAUGCUGUGGGGGUCUCCUGGAACCUGUCGGGUCUUCAGUCUUGACACCUGGCAGUGAAACGAGCCUUCCGCCUUCAGGUGAAUUCUAAAAGGUGAAUCCAGCUGCCCUUAUGCUCUCAUCUGGUGGCGGUGUUCCUGGGAAAAAAAAGGCAUGCUGACCCUCUAGACUCCUCUAUGUCUGCUGUGGUACAAGAACUGUAUGCUGAGUUGCCAGUUGCCCUCUCUGCUGAACUUACUGCUUUGUCUGAUCCAAAGAUUGUACUGGAUGUGCAAGCUGAAGCAUCAGCAUUUGUGCUGACGUGCAGUAGUGAUUUACCAUCUGAGCACCAAAGAAAUUAUGGGUUGAAAAUCUGUUCCCAGAACUCUGAUGAAAGGCUGGAUUGUACAGGCAAGAUAUCUUGCUCUGGACAGAUGGAACUAAUUUCUGAAGAGCCUGCAGUAAAUGGAGCUCUUGUAGAAGAUGCUGAGGUACAAAACAAGUGUUUACUGAAGAAAGAGUCUCUUUGUAAAAACCUAAGAGAAAGUGCAAAAGUGGCUGAAAAUACAAAAGAUGUUGCUGAAUAUGGGCUUGUACGGUAUUCUCAAACCCCACAGGAAAAUGGUUGUUCAAAAUGGGAGCAGUCACAGCUAAACCAGGAGGAGGGAGAAUUUGUUUCAGUGUCUUCCUUUGCGGAAAUAGCAGACUUUGUGCAGAAUCUAGAAGAAAACCCAGCAAAUAUGCAGAUGACAACUGAAAGUCUGCCAGACUCCAUAAAAGAAGCACAAGGUAUGAAGGCUGAUGGGACUAGGCUGUUUAGAGAGAGGAAUACCAGAGUGGGUACAGGUGUUCCGCCUGAGAGGAGUGAGUGCUCAAAUGUAGACAAUGUCAUGGCUAAGGUUGAGGUUUCAAAAAACAGCACCUUAUUCUCUCACAAGCCUGCAAAUGUAAUGGACAAUGCCUUUUCAGAAGAACAUCCACAAAAAGUGGACACACCUCAAGAGAUGACAGCCCAUACAGUCUUAUCAGCAACCUUGGGGACCUGUGUCCUUUCUGGCUCAGAGGCUGGAGGAGAAACAUCAUUCAAUCAAUAUAAGGAUGCCUACCCAACCCUUAAUGACAAUCUGCCUUUCCAGCAGGAUACAAAGAACUUGCAUAAUAAUUUACCUAUUCCAGUAUCAGAAAGGUUGGUUGCUAUUGAUGAUCAACUAUCAGAUAUGAGUUCGGAGGCCUCCAGUGUUCACUUUAAAAGUUGUUUGGAAUUUGGAAGUGUGUUAUGGGAAGAUAAUUUGAAGCCCUCUGAAGUUAUGUGUGAAAUUCAGGAGGAGUGCCCUCUUGGCAAGGAGGACAGCUUGAAAAGCAACACUAGUUCUGAAGCAAUUGAACUUCUGGAAGUAUGGGCAUCUGACAUAAAUAUGAAGAUUGUGUCACCAGCCUGGAGCAAUGAAGAUCCAUCUGCUGAUGAUGAACAAGAAAUUAGUAUUUACAAGGAACAUUCCUAUAGUAGUGUUUGUAAGGAAAGUUCUGAAUGUCAGACAUCUAAUGAACAUUUAGAAGAUUAUAUAAGACCAGUCCUUUCAGAAACUGACAGCACACAAAAGGAGAUGGAUCAGCUCUGUGCCUUUCUCAAUGAUAGAUGUAUGGCCAUUGAGAUGGAAGAAAAUAGGUCCUUUUUGAUGGAAGCCAGCAACAUCGUCUGCAAGCAAGAAACUUCUGGAGGCUUACAGAACAGUUCCAUUGUAAACAUUAAUUCAAUUCCUACGUAUCAUGACUCUUUGGGUGAUGACACUAAAUUAUGUCAAGGGUUUUUACUGAAAAUAGAAUCCAACAGUGACACAAGGAAAGGAGUCUUGAGUAAUGCUUCAGCUACACAUCUGCAUGCUACCAAUUCUACUUUUAUAAUAGGCACCAACCUUGGUACUCAUGAAGAAGAUCAUAAAAGAAUUCAACUCUCUGAUGAACAUUCAUUUACCCAGCAAAGUGAUGCGACUUUCAGUAGCACUGAGUUCCUAGAUAGCCUCCCUGGAGAAGAACUCCUUGGACUGUGUGCAAAAUUGCAGCCAAGCAGCACUGACUGCCGCCUUCAUCACAGGAGGAAGUUGCCUUCAACUAAUCAGAAAUGUAGUAGUUGCAUCUUAACACGUGUGCCAUCUAAGCUGAAUGAUGCCACAGCAAAUACUAAAGAAGGUGAGGGACUGGAAAUGAGUUGUGCAUCUGUACCUCUCAGGACAGCUGGCCCUCCUAAGGAGCCUGAUGUUAAGGAAUGUGACUGUCCCCCUGAUGAAAGUAGCUGGGAUCAUUUACAUUCUGCUUGCUAUGUGGGUGUGUCUGGCACUGGUCUAUCUCAGGCUGACUCUUUAGAGUUCCAUUUAGAAGAUGAAAAUCAGAGAGCUAAUGAUGGUGGUGGUGUAAAUGCAGAAGAAAUUCUGAAUGCUGACAUCAGUAGUUGCUCUCUAGAAACAAACCUAGAACAAGAACUGAUUAAGGCUUCACUAGAGAUUAAUGACAGAAUGGAAAUGAUGAAAAGUGUAAAAGCAAAUAAAAUCAGUUUUGGAAACAGCAGGAAUGAAAAAUCAGCAGGUGGCAGAGACUUGAAUAAAACUGUCCGUCCCCUUAAAUUUCACAGCUUCAAAAAAGGACAGGGCCAUAAAGAAUUAGAGAACUAUAAAGUUCACCUUUAUUCUUCUUCUUCAGAUGAUUUCAGUCUGAAGAGAGACCUGAUCUCUGACCACAUAGAUUACACAAAGCAGCAGGAACAUCCCAUUCUGAAUAAAAAUCCAGGUAGUCUUCAGAUGAGAGUUCAGGCCCUUGCAUGUCAGGAUUAUCAUCUUCAUAGUCUAGAUCCUUUUAAGCAGAAAAAUGUAAUCCCCAAAGAAAUUAGAGUUCUAGCAUGCCAGCAACAUGAUUUGGUUAUCUCCAAAAGGCAAAAGGGAGAUAAUACUAUUCAGACUGUGAACCAUUCACUUGAAGAACCUGUCAUCUUUAGUCAAGAUGAGUUAGUGUGUCCAAAGAGAGACCAAGAUACAACUCUACAAAUUCACCCAGUGCUCUUAACAAAAAAUGGUGGUCGAGAGACAUUUCAGUCGUGCAUGAGAGGUAAUAGCUCAUGGUAUAAAAAAGGAUCAGAAUUAAUCAGCAAUCCUCUGAAAGGAAGGUUAAUAAAAUUAAACAACACUGGAAUACUUUUAGAAUGUUUAGGACUUGUUUCUGAACUACUAAAAUCAAAUAGAUUCAUUCAGAAAUGGGGACGUCAGAGAACAACUGGAUUUUGUUCUGUCCUGCGAUCAGUCAGGAGGAGAUCUUUGGAAAUGCGAAAUAGAAAAUGCUUCCUAAAGGUUAGUGGUAAACCCAGAUUACUUCCUAAUCACAGGUCAUUACUUCUGAAAUCACUGAUGUUUACAACAGCUGGAGGUCAGAGAACUAUGGAGGGUGUGUAUUCAAAAUUGUUCAAGGACAGUUUUACAUAUAUAUCUUUAGGAAUGCAGCCUGCUCAAAAUUCAGUAUCCUGUUUGCCUCAAAAAGAUGAACCGUCUACUUCAUUGACUCUGAAUGUUUUUGACUCUUCGGUAGCAGCAGUGUCAUUGGAAAGAAGAGCAGAUGAUUACAUUCACCUAGUAUUUCCAGAGGAUAGCAAAUCAUGCUGUUCUGUCAAAGGAGUUGUAUAUGUGGGCUGUCUUCCUGGGAGCAAAGAGAUACUAGUAAGCACCAUGCAUAGCAUGCCAGGUGUUAAAGUAAUAGGAGAAAUUUUAUCCAUAACAUUCAGUGGUCUUGAACUCUCAAAGAAAAUCAAACAGUCAUCUGACAAUAACCAGGGACAGCGUAGUAUAAUAACUGAGGAAACAAAGAUACCAAUUCAUUUGCUCAGUAAAGAUUCUUCUACAGCUCUUUUGGAUGUACUUCUUGUUGGGAAAGAAGAAAUCAUAAUUCCAUUUAACUCUGAAAUAUACACAAGGCCUUCUUUUUCCCAUCCGCUUGAAUGCAUUUCAGAGCUUAGUUUGAAUGAAGGACACCCUCAUGCCAAAGAUCCCUUCAAACCAGCAAUUGUCAAACAGCAAGUUUUGCAACUUAAAGAUGUAUUUUCCUCAAUAAUACUAGGAACGGUUUCCAGCACCAUGCCAUGUCCUUCCUUAAGUGUCAGUAUGUUCGAAGCCUUGGCCAAGUGGCUCAGUAGUCAAGAGAAAAAUCUGCAGACCACAGAGAAGCAGGCAAGAGACCAAAGGAAGGCAUUAGAUUAUUUGGUCAAUAUAAGCAGUGAGAUUCCUGCUUACAAAACAAUUCCUGAACGAGGAAAUUCUCCAACAUUUAUGAAGAAUACUACGGAAGAGGAAAUGGAGCAGAGUUUAGCUGAGUGCACUACUUUUUCUGAUGCAGGUAGUCAGCAAUGGGGGCCAAAAGAUAAGGGCGAGGCAGAGAACCUCUUCAGGCAGAGAUCCAUCAGAAUUGGAUAUUUUUCAGCCAGCUCUUGUAAUACAGCAGUAGCAUUGAGUGCUGGGAAGCCUGAGGAUUCUACAUGGACUCUGUUGGUGGGCAGUAUUGUUGAAAACAAUGAGGACAAACACCCUUGUAGCACUUUAAGGGACUCUAAAAGGCCAAAAAGAUCCAAAGAAUUAAUUGUGUUCGACUAUAUGGAGGCCAAGGAUUUGGAGGCCAGAGGUCCAAGCCUUUGCUUCAGGAACCAACAAUCAACCAGUGUCGACAUUCCUGUAGCUCCGAUCCUUUGUACGUGGUCACAAGUUUCUGGCUUUUGGCUUGGCGGAAUCCAAGUUGGAAAUGCACAUAAAAUAAGCCAAUCUCUUCCAUUAAGGAGAAAAUCAGGGAAUAUGUGUAAGAAGGGUUGCAUGCAAGCCCAUUUCAAGGUGAGAAGAAAAAGUAGCCAAAUUAAGAGUUCUGCUUUCCUAAAACAUCUUUUAGAGAUUGUUCCCAAUAAUAAAUUUAAGCUUAUUAGCUCAGUACAUUUAGCCAUGAAAUCAGCAGCCACAGAAAACAAAGCAGCUGUGAUGUGGGGCCCAACACCAACGCAAAGAGCCAACCAAAACAGCUUGGUAAACAUUUCCAGGGUUAGUGGACAUACCAAAGACCCAGCUGUCCUAAAGAGGCUGUCUGCAUUAGCCUAUAAUUUGCUGGUCCCUUCAACAAAUCCUCAGAUGUUCAAGCUAUCAAUGAAGUCCAAAGAUCUUUUCCCUAUAACUGAACAGAACAGCCAACUCAGAAGAAAAAAGCUACUGAAAGUAUUUUCCUGGGUUAACAUGAAGUUAAAUUCUCCAUGGAUUAAGGGCAGCAAGUACUCGACCAAGAUGUUCAACUCUCAGUCUUUGGCACUUUAUACUGUAGAUUCAAGAAAUGUGUCUGGCAUAGAGCCAAGCAACAGAAUUCCCCUGACAUCCAGUACUCCCACCUUUCCAAUUUCUUUUCAUAUAGAAAUGGGCUCCAGUCCUGUGUGGAGCACCCUGGGAAUUACAUCCUUGCACAGUGUAACUAACAGGAUGGCUUCAGGAGAGCCAGAAGUUUGCCAGCCUUCAAAAUGGACCUUUUCUUCCCACCUGUCUCAAAGCAGCUUGGGUGAAUUUCCAGUCUACGAAAGUCCCUGUAUUUCAGCAGAGUCUGGCAUUGCGUCAGCACCUCUACAUGCAGCAAAGGACAGCAGAAGAUAUGCUGUAGCUCAGAGGAGUCCAGGCUGUUCCAUGCUUGGCCUGCAGACAGUACUAGCAUUGUCUUCCCCUGGAUGUUAUAGGGUGUGGACGAGAGAAAGAAAUCUAACCAGUCGAAUCCCAGCUAUUCAGAGGCUGACUGUGCUUCAAUUUGCCCAGGGCUUGAAAGGGUUAAAAUGUUCCUCUUCUGUAUCAGCUGACCUCUUCUCUUCCUUGCCCUAUUUGCUGGGUAGGGCACUGUCCAUAUGGAGCCAGCAUGGUCCUUCCACCUGUCCCACCGAAUUCACUCUUCUCCAUUCCAAUCGCUGCAAGUGGCAGCCAGUCACUACCGCAACUACAAGUCUGGGCCUCGGGAACAGCUCUGCCAUGUUGCCCCAUGUGCCUGACCAGGUUGUUGACGUUCCCAGGAUCGUGCCUGACAAGCUGAGGUUGGAACCAUACUUCUCUGCGUCAUUACCAACAUCUUGCUCAAUUCCAGAACCUGAGCACUCUCCUCUGGGAGACUUGGCACCUGAAUUUCAGGUCCACCUAUUGAACAAUGUUUCUGUCUCUGUGCUGCCUACAACUAGUACUCAGUUGGAAAAAGCAAAAUUAGAAAAGAGGCCAAAGAAGGUUUCUCAGAUUCGAAUUCGAAAGACUAUUCCUAGACCAGAUCCCAACCUCACCCCGAUGGGACUUCCUAGACCAAAGAGGUUAAAGAAGAAAGAAUUCAGUUUAGAAGAAAUAUAUACCAACAAGAACUACAAAUCUCCUCCUGCAACCAGGUGCCUAGAAACUAUCUUUGAGGAGCCAAAGGAGAAAAAUGGAUCCUUGAUCUCCGUCAGCCAACAGAAGAGAAAGCGGGUUUUGGAGUUUCAGGACUUUACCAUUCCCCGGAAGAGAAAAGCUCGCAGCAGAGUCAAAGUGAUGGGUAGUUUCACCCGGGCACAAAAAGCAGCCUUGGAGGGAAGAGAACUUGAUUCCCUUCUGAUUCAGAAACUAACAGACCUUGAAACUUUUUUUGCCAUGGAGGAGGAACGGGAGCAAGGGCAUGCACCUGGGAGUUGAGGGAACCAUGUAGAAAUGGCUUAAGACAGUGAUUCAAUGUGCUUGGAAGGACCCUUACCAGUUUUCCCAUACCAUCUGCUCACCUCUGAUACUCACAAAUUAGCUGUUGGUUAUGGAUCUUAAGGUGCCUAUAUAGAAUUUUUAAUUGCUGGAAGAGAGCCCGUCAUUUUCCAUAAUGCAUUCAGUUGACUCUGGAAAUUAUUGUUAACAUCUGUGGUUUUAAGAUUUUUUUUGAAAAUCAGUGGGGCAGAUUCAAGGCUGAAGUAACACAUCUUCAAAUAUGGUAGAAUUCUAAGAGCUUGUGAACCUUGUACAUUUAUUUGCAUCCACUGCUUUUCUCCUUAGUGGCUCCAAAACAUUGUGACUGGGGUGUAGGGAACACAAAGUACAUUUAUAUAGGCACCUCAUGUUGAAGUAAGGCCUGCACAUAAAAAGUGUGGUGCUUCCGUCCUCUUGCCCCCGGAGGUGUCGGGCAGCAGGACCUACCUGUGAGACCCAGAGCUUAGCAAAUUGCACUUUGUCUUUUGUUUGCUGCAUGAGGGUACCUCAUAAUAUGUGAUGUCAUGCAUAUUUUAAAUCAUGCAUUAUAAGGGUACAGAUUUUAGUCCUGUCUGAGAUUACUUUAGCUGUUUUAAAUUUUUCUCGCAGAUCUGAAGACAUGCAAGAAACAGCUGGUAACCUGAGCUCAGCCUCGUUCUGUACUAUUUCUCCACAGUGUUGGGUUGCUAGCACUGAUGAAUUUAAGGAUGGAAGGUUUUUAAUUUUUGUUUAAAAGAAGAGAGCUGAAAGGCCUCAAAAAUGUGUCUCCCUCCCACCCCAAUCUCCCUUUUAUGGUUCUUUAAAAUUCAAACGUUAUCUAGCUUGUCUGACAGAACAAAUUGGUCUCUUGAUUGUGGUUAGCAAUCUAUUAUCAUAUCCUGUAUCCAGUUUAGUAAGCAGGCAUACCCUAACCUUUCUUCCGUAAAGGGAAUGCUGCUGCCUUCUUUCAGAUUCUGUUAAGUUUUUUAUUUGACUGUUUCACAUCAUGAACAGCUGUGAUCAGGUACUUACUGUCUGCAGUGCCUAUACAUGCAAUUUGAGCCAGGCUUAACAGCAGAAAUGCUCAAUGAUUGUCUCCCACUUUUGCAUCUCAGAUUUUGUACUUUGUGCCUCUGUUCCCCAUGGAUAGGUUCCUGUUACCUCUUGAAUACAUAACUCCAGUACCCAAUUUAUAUGAAGCCAUGCUAGAGAAAGCUUAGCCCUUUUUUCUUAAAGGAAAUGCUGCUGCCCUCUUGGGAUGCAAAUGAUAUGCUAUCAUCUCUUUUCUCUGCCAGUCCUGUGUUUUAAGAGCAGGCACAGAACUGAAAUCAGCCAAUGUAGCCUGUGGACUCCUGGGCCUUAAAGCAAGAAGUGGAAGGGCAAUGAAUGCCACUCUGUGCCUGAAAUGCAAAAUGGAUUUCUGCUCUAGACCCAUCUGCAUGGAUACCUUGAUAGUUUCCUCCCCCUAUAAUCAAGAUAAGAACUGAAAAUAAUUAUUUUAAUAGCCAGUAAAUAACAAGAUGCAUUUGCAAAUCAAUUGGCUCUCAAGGCCAUCAAGUAAUAGCUUCAUCAUGGGUAGAACUCCACCCCUGAAUAUUUUUUAUCUUAAUAUGUUGGGAGCACUGAUCUGAAUCAUUUUUAGAAGUAUGUUUAAAACCAUUUUGUCCCAUAGUGGGAUUUUAUAACACACUGGUACAGACUCUAAUGUGGAAACUUUGUCAGGUUCUGGUGUGAAACUAUGUAGCUAAACUGGUGUUCCAUUAGUGCCAGGCAGGGAGAAUGCUUUAAGCAUGAUUCUGGUUUCCACUGUGAGUUUUUUUUUAAUGUUUGAGGUUUUGUUUUUAGCACUGUCUCUUCCUUUGUAACUGUUUUUAUAAAGCUGCAACAGGAAAUGCUAUAACUAUUUCUGUUCAGAAAACAGUGCUGAAGAUAUUCUCCCUCUGAGGCAGGUGGACAUCUUGCUUGGGUGAUUCCCACUCCUUUCUUCAGGGAGGCAGGAUCCAAUUCUUUCCAUUUCCUGUCUCCCUUCUGCAGUUCUUAUGGAUGUUUCAUGGCUCUAAAACUCGGUGACGGGUAUGUGUUCUCAAAGUCCCCACAGCCAGUUUUCUGGGAACAGCAUAAGUGUUUUCAUUGUUGAUAACAGCAUCUGCCGAAACUCCCUGUACUCGAAAGAGAAAUUGAGGAUAUUCCCUUGGAAGGCUGCCUUCAGACAAAGCCCUUCUAAAAUGUGGGCAGUGCAGGGGAAAGAAGACAGGGAUGUUGGUUGCUUGUUUUGAUAUUCAGUACAAUCAUGGGUGAGGGGAGGGAACUAGCAUAAUAGACAUAAAAUCCCCCCUCAAAAAACACCUUAAGAAAACUAUAGUAUCAUUCUUAGCAGUGGGGCACAAAACAGAAUAAUAUUUUUACCCCUUGCAAUUGCCAGUAGAAUUCUUAUUAUGGGAUUUGCCAGACCUCUGCUCAGCAGAGGCAUCAAGCAUUCGAAUGUUUUCAUCUAUCAAGUUGUUCUGGUUGAUGUUGGAUUAAGAGCUCAGUGAUGAUUGUAGUUCAUGAUUAAGAACAGCUUGUGAAAAAUGCUUGUUUGAAUACUUCAUGUUAAGAAAAUACUGAAAGGAAAUUUGGACACAUACUUUAUCAUGCCAUUUUUUUUUAGAUUUCGAUAUGCUUCAAAUUUUAAAUCUGAUUUUUCCUAUGUGCUUAAAUUAAAAAAAAAUCAAGUGUA
Sphaerodactylus townsendi is the source of this 9673-nucleotide messenger RNA. RefSeq names its product proline rich 14 like (gene PRR14L). Bases 439 to 6936 code for a protein of 2165 amino acids. Lineage: Eukaryota; Metazoa; Chordata; Lepidosauria; Squamata; Sphaerodactylidae. The transcript is spliced from 9 exons. The record is from RefSeq and is a predicted model, not a curated record.